Lithohypha guttulata is the source of this 3492-nucleotide messenger RNA. RefSeq lists its product as uncharacterized. The transcript is spliced from 5 exons. NCBI's taxonomy places the organism in Eukaryota, Fungi, Ascomycota, Eurotiomycetes, Chaetothyriales, Trichomeriaceae. The record is from RefSeq and is a predicted model, not a curated record. The coding region runs from base 1 to 3492 and encodes 1163 amino acids.
AUGGGUCGUUUACGAAACCUUUCCGCGAGCUUCAAAGCUGCGGCCUUUCCAACUGCCAGCAACAAUUCCUACAGCAGGGCGACACCCGAAAGCUCUGACACGUUAGCCGGCAAGCCCGAUGGCUCAGCUGUCGUUCGAGAGACCUCUGCUACCUCGUUGCCCCAAGCCUCUGCUUCAUCGCCAGCUCUGCACAACCCAAUGGUAUACACUCCGCCUACUAUCGUCAACGACGAAAUAGAAGAGUUGAAGCCUGUGUUUAGUCAUGCGAACAAAUUGUACCAAGAGGGGUAUUUCUUGAAAUUAGACGACCUUGACACCAGUGGAAAGCCAAACCCUGUCCGCGCUUGGACUGAAUGUUUUGCUCAACUUGUGGGCACUAUUCUCUCGUUCUGGGACGCCGAAGCACUUGACGCAGCCGGCAAUGACGGAGAGGUUGCUCCCUCUUUCAUCAAUCUAGCAGAUGCAUCCAUCAAGAUGAUCGAGACUCUACCGACACGAAACCAGGAAGUGCAGCCUCUGCAGAAUGUGCUCUCCGUAUCUACUGCAGGCAAGAACCGAUACCUCCUACAUUUCAAUUCCCUUCAUUCUUUGACCCAAUGGACUGCUGGCAUUCGACUGGCCAUGUUUGAGAACGCAUCCCUACACGAACUCUACACUGGAUCGCUGAUAGCUGGGAAAGGAAGACACUUGAACAGUAUCAAUCAAAUCAUGACCAAGAACAGAUUUCGAAUUGAGGAUUGGGCACGUGUUAGAUUUGGCGCAGGUACUCCGUGGAGGAGGUGUUGGUGCGUGAUAGAACCUCCGGACGAGAAAGAGUGGCAGAAAUCACAGAAGAAACUGGGCAAGCGUUCCGCCUACGAGAAAGUCACCUAUCCCAAAGGCGAUAUCAAAUUCUUUGAUACGAAGAAGACCAAGAAAGCGCUACCUAUCGCGACCAUUACCGACGCAUAUUCGGCAUAUGCCAUAUAUCCGCAGUCAAAGCCUCUGAUCAACGAAUCGACACUAAUCAAGCUGGAAGGAAGGAUCACUAUUCACUCGCAACCAGAAUCGAAGACAGAAGGAUUCGUGUUUGUGAUGCCAGAAGUCCAUCCGGCUGUGUCAGGAUUCGAGAUGAUGCUGAGAUGGUUGAUGCCCGUAUAUGACACUUUCUCAUUGUAUGGUCGCCCAACGAGACUCGUACCUGACACUCUCGAUCCACGAAGCCUCAUGUUCGCUAUGCCUAAGGAGCGACGGUAUGGAUAUCUUGACAUUAUCGAUGUUGCAGCAUUGAUUCAUACUGAAGACAGUGACCAGUGGACUGAACGUGAGUGGCGCAAGAAACUGAAAGAGGGAGUUGCUCGAAGGAUGUCGAUGCAAACACAAGGUCGAUCGAGCAAUAUUGAAAGGAUCAGGGACAACAGCCCACGACAAGGGAUGCGCUUUUCUGAUGCCGCUUCGGUGCAUUCGACCCAAUCACCUCACAGGCGGAACGAAUCUAGCGAUGCCAUCUUCGAGUUACCGAAAAAGACGAUGACUGCUCCUACUCAGCUUGCUCACAAUUACCAUGCUCGAUCGGCCUCUGGCAGCAUUCCGGCAUCACCCAAGAAAAUGCGAGAGUCUAUGACACGAGAAUAUACACCUUCCAGAUUAUCAGAAGAGCCAAGUAUUCCGGAUCAUGCACAAAUGCCAACCAUGCCACACAUCCGGCAGCCUCUGAAGCCCAGAGUUAAUGAAGCUGGUUAUACAGAGAGUGCGAACAGCUCCGAUAGCGAUAUGCAGAACCGGGUUUAUGCUGAAGACGUGGAACGGGAUAUGAUAAUCCAACAGAAACCUGUUCAACCCGUUGUGGCACCACCGGAAAUGCAACAUCAAGCUAAUGAACAACCAAGACGGAGACCAGCAGACAGACCAGAGCUGAGAAGAGAAAAAAGCCGCAUGUCAGAUGCGACAUUGUCUCAGAUGAACCCCAGAGUCUUGGAAGAGUUGAGAAGGGAGGGUUCGCGUUCACCAACGAAAGAGAACGGAGCAACUGCACAAUCGGCUGCCGCCCUUGCGUGGCGCGGUGGAGCGGACCAGACAAACCGUGGGGUAAAUGACGCCCCUGCAGAUCCGAGUUCAACUUUAGCUAACCCUCAUCGACCAGCAGUGGUAACAAACACUUCUUCAACAUCAAUCCAGGGCCCGACCAAGCGGAAGCCUCUACUUUCAGCUGCAGUCUUGCAAGACAGCUCGAGACCUCCCAUCGAUCGAAACUACUCGGAAACUUCGAACUAUUCCAUGCAAAACCAUGACCGGGAUUCUUCGCCUGACUAUGCAAGUCAUGCUUCUCAAGAUCCACCGGCAGAGCGAGAGAAAGUAAGAGGUGGUACGAGGAAAGUCGUUGGCAGUCCAGAUAACCAAGUUGUCGCUCAGAAGGACAACCUACACAUCGACUUUGGCCAGACUUUACGCUUAACACCUGACGACAGCCGACCUAAUAGUCGUCCUACCACAGCGACAGGUCGACGAUCGCCUUUUGACUCGUUAGGCAGACCGGACACUGCUAGCGGACGUCGAUCGCCCUUUGAUUCACUGGGCCAACCAUCUCCCGGCCGUCAGUCGCCUUUCGAUGCCUUCGGAUCGUCAUCGCCCUCGCGAACACCCGAAAAGCAGUCAUCCACCGAGCGGUUGCCUCACUCUAGGUCACAAAGUUAUGCCUGGCGGCCAAGGGUACAGGCUGAGAAUACAAGUCCAGGCGGCAUGUCUGCAGAAGAGUUUGUACAACAAAGAGCUUCAAUGGCUAUGCAGCCGCAGGGCUAUGUAGCACACAGAACUUUGUCAUCUGGUCGUAUUGACCAGGUCAAGACUGACCAGAAAGCACGGCCAGAUUCGCCGACUUCACCACGAAAGUUGCAGAAGCGCGCACUUUCGUCACGACAGUCAUCUAGAGGCUCUAUGGACUAUUCCGCUCACCUUUCCGCGCGCGAGCAGGAGCAUGUUGCUAAGAUGACUGGUGGUCCGUUGCUCAGUAACGUCAAUCAAGCUGGAAGGACGCCAGAUCCAUCAGUUGGUCUCAUUGGUGCCAUUGAAGCACGAGACCAAGAAAAGCAGAACAUCAAAAAAGGGCUGCAGGGACAAAUGGUUCAAGCCGCUAUCGAUCAACGGUCUCGAGAGAUGAGAACCUCUCAGUCGCAGCAAGCACCUUUGCACGGAGGUCCAUAUCAGUACCCGAGACCCCAACAACUACUGUAUCAGAAUAGCUACCAGAACCAAUUGGUCCCCGAUCGUCCUAUGGCAUCAGACUUUCCAGCUCAUCGAAUGACACCGAGCCACCAAGCCUACUGGUCUAACAUGCAACAACCAACGCAAGAUCAUCGACAGUCAAUGUAUGUUGAACAGAAGCCAAUGUAUCAGAGGACUGAGUCAAUGCAACAAGCUGGAUAUCCAGCUUAUCCAGUCCAGCCACGUCCACAAAGCACUUAUAGCCAAUAUGGUGGCUUUUAUGCUCCUCAACCACAAGGGAAACAAAACUAA